AUGUGUUAUCUAUGGUGCAACAACAGAAGUGUCAACAAAAAAAGACUUUUCUACCCUGCUUUGCCAUACCAACAAAAUUUAAGAUGUCUAUAGUCCUCUAUAAGAGAGAAUCUUGCGUCGACAUCAUACCAGAAGACGAUUAUUACACGCAGACAGAGCCAAAAUAUACAGAGGACAGACCAUUCGGUUUUUUCGACUUGCCUUCCCCAGUAUGCAUGGAAGUAAUUUCUCUCCUAAGCCUGCGGGACACAAGGGCAAUGGCUCUCACCUGUCGGGCCGGUUGGGAGAUCACCCGAGACCAGUUAAUGUGGAGGAACAAGUUGUGGAUCCGAGCCAAGGUAGUAAACUUAGGUCUAAUUGGGCCCAAUAUUUCACCCUGCCCAAAUGCAGACAUGUUAGUACGUGACCCCCUGCUGGUGAACAAUAGGUUGCUAUACGAGAUUCUUGAUCCAGACUCAUACAUCAAUGAGAAUCACGAAGACCUGGACAUUGGAAAUUUGCUCUCCAAGAUGGUAACGCCAACACCAACUACAAGCUUUAAUGAGUUGCUUGAAAGCUUCUUUAGUAUGUUUAUCACUUCCCAGCCGCAUUCUCCAUCAGAUCCAUUCUCAAAGGGUGAAGGAGCACCGACAUUUCUCCUCUUCGGGACCCCAGAGACAAGAGUUUCAAAAAAGCUGGCUUUAAGCUUCAUUGCUUCAAAGGACUCGACUUUUGACACUGUAGGAUUAGUGAAGGGGAAACCAGGAGGUGUUGGUGGAGGUGUGACCGUGAAGUACGCACACCAUUUAAUGAACUUGUUGACUGUACGGAGAGCUCGACCUAGGCUGCUUGUGGAGGGACCAAAAGGAACGACUUUCCAUCCUGACGUGGCUGAGGUUGUGACACGUGUUGAUGGCUUGAUCUGCUACAUGGAUGCCUCCUGCAACUGUGAAUCAGGUGAUGGGGCUUCGCACUGUAGUAGCCAGAACGGCUGCAGGGACGGCAUCCACAGCAUUGACGUCUUGGAGUUGGAGGCAAUGAUGCGAACCAUUCCCCCAGACCUGGCCCCACCUGUGCUUGUCCUUCUAGCGCACAUGGAUGACCCAGCCACCCUGGCGCGGGACUUGGAUUCAUGUGAUGUCCCACAGCACCGCCCAACAAAUACGACCAAAGAUGCAGGUUCCUGUCACGACCCCGCCACACAGAAGCGUCACCGUCCUGCCAUGUUAUACCCUGUCCUCAGCAAGCUGGAUCUGCCAUGGGCGGUCUGUGAGGUGGAGGUGAAAUCCCUGUCUGGCGUGCACCGAGGCCUCAACUGGCUCCUCAAACGUACGCUCAAGCUGAAAAAUGGUUGAAAUAGGGGAGCAUCUGUUGUCUUCCUCUCUCUAAAUCUUUAUGUAUUUGAAGUGAUUAUUGUGAUAAUUUUACCAAUUUUAUAAAGAGUGUUCAGUGUUGGUGUGGUCUUGUAUUUUUUAUGAAUGCGUUUAUUUUUUUUGUGAUUUGUAAACUUGUGUACAGGUAUAUUCUUGAAAACUGUGAAUGACAAUGUCUGGUCAUGUGAAGGUGCAGCUAAUAUAUUUCUUUGUUUUCUUGGUCUGUUAUAUAAUUCUGACAAUUGAGUAUUUAUAUGAUAAAGUCAUGAUUUUAAACUUUCCUGACAUCGGCAUUUUAAAAUCCUGCAACUCCUCUAUGACGGAUCUUCCAGGCAAGGAGUUAAACCCUCUCAAAGAAGGUUUAUUGUGAUUCUGCAUUAUUCUAUCCUUUUAUAUAAUGGUAAUACAGUGAGCAUUACAUAUAGUCAGAAAAUUAUAGAAAUGAUGCUUGGUCAAGAGAUUUCAGGCUUUUUUUUUUUGUUGUUGUUUCCUGCUUAAGGAUUUACCUUUAACCCAGUGGCAAUAGAUGAUAUAUUACACCAUGGAGAAAAGUCAUAGGUGAUGGCUGAUUAUCUGCCGGUUUGUUAGAAUUGUGUGAAGCCUGACCCAAAGAAUAUUCGUAUACUUGACAUGCAUACUCAAAGAAAUAAAUGCAUAUUUAUCAGUCUAGAUAUGCAUAUCAACUUGGCAAAUAGAUAGUUAAAUGCAUAUCUAUCAGAUAUAUAGACAGAUAUGCCUUUAUUUCUGCGUCUGUAUUUAUGAAAAUUCAUUGGGUCGGGCCUGGCACAAUUUUAACAAAUGUCAUGAGUUUACGUCCUGAUUAUUGGGAUGAGAUCUCGUGUGUGCCACCACGUACUGGACAAUUGCUCAGGCGUGGAGCUGCACACCAUGAUAAAUGCUCAUUUUUGUCUGACUUUCCUUGAAGGUUUUCUUGUUUUUAGGAAAAGGAGACUAUAUAUUUUUUUUUAUUAUGAUUAUGAAUUCAAGAACAUACAAACUUAACUUCUCAUCUAAACAUUUUGGAAAAAUGACUAACUUAUAAACAUGGAUGAAAUUUUGGAAACAGAAUUUAGGUUGCAGGGUCUGUAUCAUCAUAAUCCCUUGAGCUCUUUAGGAAACCUGCAAGAUAUUAGGUAUGUUGUAACCAAUGCCAUGACUUAGUGCUUUGUGCAUAUCUUCUUGUUCAAAAGGCCAGUUUUUAUGUUUGCAAGCCACAUAAUGUUAAGAAGUGCAUCCUUUCAAACAAGUGAAGCAAUUUGAAGACUACAGACCUAGAUGAGUACCUUUGUACCUUUACAGACAGAAUUAACAUUACCAUUGGCAAAACUAUUGCAAGUAUGUCUUUGUCUAAUAUCAUGCCAUCUUACAUAACUGCAACAUAUCCAUGACAGAUAGAAUGUAUUGUAUUUACUUUUAGGAAUAAUUUGUAUUAUUUAUAUAUAUUAUUUCAAGACAAUUGAUGUUAUGGGUAUCGGAAAUUGUGAGAGGAAAGAUUUUAUAUGUUAUUUUACAUGGAUGACUGUGUGUUAUAUUACAUGCUGGUAAUGUAAAAGCUGCCAGAUCUUUAGUUACUUUGUGUGUUUAUGGAGUGUUUUAGUCAAGACUGUUAAGUGAAAAUGAUAUGUUUGGUUGAAAACAUGGGAGAAAUGUUGUAUUUAGGCUGUCUGCUCCAAGAACCACUGGGAGAUAAAUUACCUGAUAUUCAAAGAAAUAGGUAGGUAACCAAUGGAUGAACUGAAUGGUAGGAAAGUAGGUAUUAUGCUAGGAGUUGUUUUACAGAAACCAGUUUUCUGGGGCUUAUUUGUUUCCUAGGAUUAUGUCCAUAUUUUUAUAUAAUUAUGAAACUUGUGGCAGGAAUUGUUCCAAGGAUUUGAAUACCAAAGGUUAGAAAAAUUAGAUAUUAAAUUAAGUUGAAAUAUUA
Molecule: messenger RNA, 3273 nt
Organism: Penaeus vannamei (Pacific white shrimp)
Lineage: Eukaryota; Metazoa; Arthropoda; Malacostraca; Decapoda; Penaeidae
Molecular function (GO): protein binding
Source: RefSeq, a predicted model, not a curated record